AUGACGAGAUUGAUGAAGUUAUCGAAUCUCGAAUAAAGGAGUGGAAAAACUUAAUCAAUAUUCUGAAAACAAUCAAAGGUGAAGUUUUUGCUAAAUCUCAUUGGGAUGAAUUAUUAUCUCUGAUUGAUUAUCAAUCGAUGCCAGUUGAAACCCUCAAGUUGCGACAUUUGUAUGAUAAAAGUGAAAUUUUGCUGACAAUUAAGGAUCAAUUGAGAGCAUUAAAUGAUCGAGCCCUUGGUGAACAAUCAGUUAGACAAACAUUCACCGAAUUGGAAUCAUUAGCGGCUUCUGCUAAAUUUGAUCUGACCAAGUAUUCGAUGGAUUCUGGCGAACAAGUUUCACUAAUUAAAAAUUGGCGAUCAAUUUUAACCUCAAUCUCUGAGUCAAUUGUUACACUUAAUUCAGUUAAAGGAUCAGAUUAUUUUGACCAUUCGUUUGCUGAAUCGGGGUCACAAUGGGAAUCACGAUUAACUGGCCUUAAUCUAACGAUCAAUUCACUAAACACUGUCCAACGUAAAUGGACUUACUUAGAGCCAAUAUAUAGUCGAAAUCAAGGACCAGAGAUCUUCAAUGAUUCCUCUUUCACCUUGGCCUCGAGGGAUUUUAUUACCAUCAUGAAAACGAUUGAAACCGAUUGUCAUGUCAUCCGAUUACUGAGAAUUCCAAGUUUACCUGAAAGAUUAACAUCCAUAGAUCAACACUUGAGUUCUUGUCAGAAAAAGUUGAACCUUUUCAUGGAAGAAUCGAGAAAUCGUUUCCCUCGAUUCUAUUUUCUUGCCGAUGACGAUUUACUUUUAGUUCUUGCGGGUAAAACCUCGAUCACUGAAUCAGGACUAUUGAAGAAAUUGUUCAACAAUACAAUAAAUAAGAUCAUAUUUGACGGGAACAGUUCAACAGCCGUCGAAUCGCCCGAAGGUGAACAGAUUCGCCUUCGAAGUCCAGUUACUGUUAAUUUCCAAGGAGGAUCCAUUGAGAUUGAAAAUUGGCUUCGAAAUAUUGAAAGCGAAGUUUCCAAAUCAUUGAAAAUCGAUCUGUUUGACUGUUUAGGUCGAGGUCAUAAUAGCGACGAUCUCGUUUGGUCGGCACCCUCACAAAUCGUUUCUUUAGUCCAGUGGAUCCGUUGGACAGCAUCUACCGAAGAUUGUAUUCGGCAAAGUAGAUUGAAAAUAUUACAAAAUGAUUUAGCUCGACAAUUAAGUGACCUUAUUAGAGAAGCUUUCAAGGUCACUGAUUUGGUUAUUAAGAUCAAGAUUCGAUCUAUGGUCUUAGAUGUAAUUCAUUUUAUCGACGUAAUUGAACAACUAUUAACGACCAAUGUAUCGGACGUUGAUGAUUGGAGAUGGAGGAAACAAUUAAGGUACUACGCUGAUAUUGAUCGGCAAACAGUUUCCGUGGCCAUGGGAUUGUCGACAGUUAAUUAUUCAUUUGAUUACAUUGGUUGUUAUGGGUCAGCUAAAUUGGUUCACACUCCAUUGACCGAUAAAUGUUUUCUCGUGCUGAUGCAAGCUUUAUCUAUGGGUCUUGGCGGUAAUCCCUAUGGUCCAGCGGGAACGGGAAAAACUGAGACUGUGAAAGCGCUUGGACAUCAUUUGGGUCGUCAAGUGUUGGUUUUUAAUUGCGAUGAAGCGAUUGAUGUUAAGGCCAUGACUCGAAUAUUGAUUGGACUAAUUAAAUGUGGAUCUUGGGGUUGUUUUGAUGAAUUUAAUCGUCUACAAGUUGAAGUACUUUCCUCUUUGUCGACGCUUCUUCAUUCAAUUCAAUUGGGUUUCAAAGGUUCCACUGAUUCAAUCCAGUUAAAUGGACCCAAUGGACACGAGAUUAAAUUUAAUCGAAACUCUGGUAUUUUUGUUACUCUUAAUCCCGCUGGUAAACAAUACAGAGGUCGUAAUGAGCUUCCCGAUAAUCUUAAGGCCUUGUUCCUUCCGGUGGCCAUGACGGUUCCUGAUUCAGCCUUAAUUGCCAGAGUGUUACUUUUAUCUGAAGGAUUUAGUUUACCUGAAUCUGAACCAUUGGGUCGUAAGGUAACUGCUUGGUUCAAUUUGGCUAAAGAUUCAAUGUCUUACCAGAAACAUUAUGAUUGGGGACUGAGAGCAAUUAAAUCAUGUUUAUCGUCAUGUGGUCGAGCCCUUAGAUCUCCGUCACAAUCAACAGAGAUCAACGAAAUUAACAAAGAACAAUCAAUCAUAAUCCAAUCCCUUGGAAGACAAGUUAGAUCAAAAUUAAUCGCUGAAGAUCAACAACGUUUUACCGAUUUGAUAACUGAUGUUUUUGGCCUGAAAGAUUCUGAUCUUGAUUGUUUAAAAUUAACAACCACUUUGGAUGUUGAUGUAUUGAAACAAAUCUACAAUGAAUUAGGAUUGACUUUUGAUGAUAAACAAAUUGAGUCGAUUGGUGUUCUCAAUGAACAAUUAGACUCUCGCCUUGGUGUUGCCGUUAUCGGCCCGUCGGGUGUCGGUAAAUCAACAAUUUGGAGAGUCCUGAUGGUCUACAAACGCAAAGCUCAAUCGAUCAACGUGGUUCCAGUGAUUGUCAAUCCUAAAUCAAUGACUAGAGUUCAAUUGUUGGGAUACAUUGAUGAGGAUACUCGCGAAUGGCAAGAUGGAGUAUUAACUAAAUUGACUCGAUCAAUUGCUCGAGAUGAAGGUCCAUAUCAUUUUUGGUUGAUUUUCGACGGGGAAAUUGACCCUGACUGGGUCGAAGCUCUUAAUUCCGUUCUUGAUGACAAUCAUGUUCUAACUUUACCUUCAGGUGAACGAAUUGAUUUCGAUUUGAACAAAAUAUCAAUUCUUUUUGAAACAACAUCGCUUCAACAUUCAUCUCCGGCGACAAUUUCCCGUGUUGGCCUAAUCUCUUUGAAUGUUCCCGUUUCUAGUCUUGUUUUACAAUCGACAAUUAAUUUUCUUAGAUUAUCAAUUACAGUCGAUGAAGUGAUGAAGAUUUUACCGAAUUCGUCUAAUCAGAUUUUCUCAACGAUUUGUACAUCAUGUCAACUGUUGAGAUAUUCGGCCAGCAGAUCACUUUCACCGAUCGAAAUACUUCAUUUGCUCAACGAAAAUAGAACCAGUGUUAAACCCGAUUACUCCAUCGGUCGGUUGAUUGUUACAUCUUCAUUAACUUCUACCAUCGAUUUAAUUACUAAACUAAAUGAAGAUCGUCAACAUAUUUUACUGAUCGGACCAAAUGGUUCGGGUAAAAAUCUAAUCGUUCACGAAGUUAUAUUGAAAUCGACGACUUGGAUUUCACUUAAUUGUGUACCAACAAGUUCACCAAUCAAGUUGAUUGAACUGAUCAAGGGAAUUUGUCAAGAAACUCAAUCCCCAGGGACUGGUAAUCGAAAGCUUCUUAAACCUAAACAUGGAGGACUAAUUGUGAUCUAUUUACGUAAUUUAGAGUUGAUUCAAUCCGAUUCCUGGAAUUGUGUUACUUUAAUUACAUUUCUUACAACUUUAAUUACUUAUAAAGGUUUUCAUGAUCCCGAUUCCAAGGAUUGGAUGAUCUUGGAAGACUUUCAAAUCGUAGCGACAGUUAAUGAGAUAAAAUAUCUCGAUAAUAGAUUCUUAUCAUUAGUUAAUUGCGUUCAAUCACCACAAUUAUCAGCCACAGAGAUUCAAACAAUCAUCCAAUCUAAAAUUGGUCCAGAUAAACAAUGGGCAACGUUAUUUGCCUCAGGAUUUCAUCGUUUAGCCUCAUCAGCGAUUGACUUGAUCUCCUCAUCAAUUCCCAUUCUUUCCGCUGCAACCCAAGCAAUCAACUUAAUCAAUUUCUAUGAGACGAUUACCAAUGAUGUAUUAAAACGUGAAUCUCUACGAGCAUUAAUCAAUUACGUUCCAAUUUAUCAUAUCCACUCCCUGGAAACUACUUGUCAUUCAAUCUUUGGUUCAACUAAUUCAUCGACAAUUAAAUACUCGAUUCGUUUGAAUUUCGGUGACAAUAUAACGCUAAUCGAAGCACAAGAAACUAUUGAUUUCUUUGAGCAGUCGUUUCAAUCGUACAUUUCAACGAGUGAGAUUAGACUAUCUAAAAUCGCACUGAUUCCGGAAGUUCUUGCUCUUUUCUCAAAAGUUUCCGUGUUUCUUGGCGAUCCAACGAUUGGAAUCAGUGGAUUAGUCUUAUUAGGACCAUCGGGGUCAUCUCGUAAAUUGUCAUGUAAGAUAAUCGCCAAUCUUUAUGGAUAUGAAACAAUUUGGUUUCCCAAAUUUUCAACAGAGAAACAGUUAAUUGCUGAUCUAAAAUCGACUCUUGAUUGUGAGGCUGAAAAUGGUAAAAACGAUCGGAUUAUUAUUCUAAUUGAUCAAAUUCACUUUGAUUUGUUUCCCUUUUUAUGUGAAAAAUUAUCUGACCUUUUGUUAACUUAUUCUGGUCCAUUAAUUGUUCGUGUUUUAUUGAUUAUGAACAAUUUAACUUCGCCAAAUGAUCGUAUUUGGUCUCGUGCCUGUAGUUCAAUUCACCCUGUUCGUCCUUGGUCUGAAUCAAGUCUAACCGAUUUACCGAAAUACUUAUUACCCCAUUUAUCUGAUUUGGAAACAAUUAGUAAACAAUUCGUUCAGUUGUACAAUAUUUUCCCUGAGGUGGCUGGUGAUUGUAGACGUUACCUUUCAUUUAUUUUGACCUUUGACAUGAUACGAAGUCACAAAGUCUCACAACUAGAUGGCCAAAGAGGGAGACUUGAAAAAGGAUUAGGUAAAUUGGAGGAAGCAUCAGCUGAGGUGGAAAAGCUUCAAGCUGAGGCGACAAGUCAACAAGCUGUUUUAGCCUCGAAAAGGUCAGAGGCCGAUGCAGCAUUGAACAUGAUCACAACCUCUAUGCACGACCAUGAAGGUCAAAAGGUUGAACUGGAACAGAUUAGACAACAAACCGAAAGAGAAUCAUCAAUAUUGACCAAAAGAAAAGGAGAAAUCGAACUGGAACUCAAAGAGAUUGAACCAAUUCUUCAAGAAGCUAAAGCAGCCGUUGGGGGAAUCAAAUCAGAGUCAUUAUCGGAAAUCAGGUCACUUCGAGCUCCACCUGAAGUUAUUCGUGAUAUAUUGGAAGGAGUUCUUCGUUUAAUGGGAGUCUCAGAUACUUCAUGGGUCUCAAUGAAAUCAUUUCUAUCUCGUCGCGGAGUAAAAGAUGAAAUUAUCAAUUUCGAUGCUCGAAAAAUAACACCAGAUAUUCGGGGACGAGUUGAAAAUGCUAUUAAAAGCAAGCCCGAUUCGUUCGAUGAGAAACAGGCCAAACGGGCGUCAGUCGCAGCAGCACCAUUAGCAAAUUGGGUUAAGGCCAAUUUGUCUUAUUCAAAAGUGUUACACAAAAUUAAACCUUUGGAGGAUGAACAGUCUCGUCUUCAGUCAAACUUGCGAUCGGCACAGAACCGGAUGAAAGCUUUGGCCUCUGAACUGACCGGAGUCGAGAGAGAGGUUGGCUCACUUAGAGAUAAACUAAACCAGGUGACCAUUGAAGCUGCUCAAAUCGAGAUUGGCCUGAACAAAACGAACGCCAUUUUAUCGGAAAGUCAAGAGUUAAUCGGUGAAUUAAGCUCAGAAUAUGAAAGAUGGAAGAAACAAUUAAUCGAAAUCAAUAAUUCUUAUUCAACUCUUUCCUCGAAAAGUCUAAUUGUUUCAGCUUAUAUUCACUUCACCGGACAUCAAGUAUCAUCGAGCGCUAAAAGAUCAAUUCUAGAAACUUUAUGUUCGACUCUUGGAAUGGAAACAUUUUCAAUCAAGGAUUUUAUCGAUAUCCAAAGAGAAGAUGAAGUUUUCUAUGCUUUUCGAACUCACCUAUUAACCCCUGUUCUAAUUGAUCCUUCUCGUAAAUGUUUGACUUCUAUUGGUAAAUCAAGUGAACUUAUCGAUACAACUCGAAGUGAUUGGCUCCGAUUGGUUGAAUUGGCCCUUCGAUUUGGUAAAAGCAUCGUUCUGGACAAUAUAUCUGAUCCAUCGAUUGGACUAAUCUCAUUGCUGCGAUUUGAUGUUUUUGGAGUUGAAGGUUCCCGAUAUUACACUUACCUUGCAGAUAAACGAGUAGAUUUCAACUCUAAUUUCCGAUGUUACUUGUUGACCCGAUCAAUUGACCACAACAAUCAAAAGGAUUUAACCUCAUGGCCUUUGGUUAACGUCAUCGAUUUAUCGCCAAGUAACGAUACAACUGAACUAAAUUUACUCCGUUUAACAAUCACCAUUCGUAGGCCUGAAUUGGAGGAGAGGAAAUCAUCAGUUGAUGAAACAUCUCGAGGAUUAAUGAGCAAACUACAAGGAUUAGAGGAUCAGUUGUUAAUUACUCUCAAUUCAUCAACUGGUAACAUUUUAAACGAUGGUGAAUUAGUGUCCAGUUUAAAGGACAUCAAAUCAUCGGCUCGUGAUAUUGAAGCCUCACUAAUUGAGUCUAGAAACUUGACCAUUGACAUUGACCGUGAACGUCAACAAUAUCAACCAUUAGCAUCAAUGGGAUCACUUUUAUUUCACACGAUCAAAGAUUUGUCCAAUUUACGAUCAAUUUAUUCAUUUGGUAUUGAUGAGUUCGAAUCACUUUAUUCUCGAACUCUAAUGGAGACGAAAAAUAUUACAGAAGAGAAACUUUUAUCAUCGGUUUAUAGUUAUAUUGGUCAAGCCUUAUUCCCUCAGGAUAAGGCCAUUUUUCAUCGAUAUCUUGAAUCGGUGAUUCCACAAUUUCGUCAUGUUGAUGAUAAUGACAAUCAAAAUCUUCGUGUUUUCUUGAAAUCUUGCUAUUCUUCAUCUAAUUGUCGCAUUGUCAUGAUCAUCACCUCCAAAGGUACUGAUCCCAGUGGAGAGAUUCGUGAAUUAUUUACAAGCCAACAAUCAACUGAUUCCAAGGUGAAUCAUCAUUUUUACUCGAUGGGCGCUGAUGUGAUACCAAUAGUCGAGAAUUUGUUGAUAAAUGAUAAUCUUCAUCUUUCAUCAUCUUCUUCUUCAUCUAUCAUUUGUUUAUCAAAUCUCCAUGUUAUCCUUGAUUGGUUACCAACAUUAUCCCGACUGUUAUCAUCUCGAAAAGUUAAUUGUGAUCAGAAUAAAACUCAACCAUCGUUUAUUGUUCUGGUUACUCAGAUUCAUGAUCGUAUUCCAGUUUCACUUCUUGAAUUAUGCGUCAAAUUUGUUUACCUUUCCUCUCCUGGAUUAAGAGAUUCAAUUGAUUAUCUUGAAUCCGAGAAUGAAUCUAAUCUAAUUGCUGGAAAAGCAAAAUCUAAAUCUACUCAACAAAUAUCUCGGUUAACUUAUUUACAUAGUAUCGUUUGUGAGAGGUGCAAUUAUGUGCCAAUUGGUUGGACAAAAAUCUACGACUUUGGAUUCAAUGAUUAUCGUAUGGCGACUAAUUUAAUUGAGACAAUUAAAUCAAGUCAAGAUCGUCGAUUACAGUUACAAUAUAUUCGUGGUAUUAUGUCUUGUGUACUUUAUGGUGCUCGUUUGGACACACAAAUGGACUUGGAAAUACUAUCAGCUCUAUUGAGAAAAUGGUUCAACUCAUCGGAUACAAUUAACAGAUCAUCUCUUGAUGAGAAGAGUGAUUUUAAUCUACUUGGAUUAGCACCGAAUGUUAAUCGCUGGAAAGUGUCAAUGUUUGAAGAAUCCGUUGAAAAAGGACUGAAAUUACUGAGAUCGAAAAGCGAAAUCCUAACUAGUGACUUGAAACUAACCCAAGAAACUACUAAAAGUAAUUUGAUUGACAAACUACUCGAAACAAUUAACAGUUUAUCAUCACAAUUUGAUAAUCAAUUCCACUCACACCGCCGUAGAUCAUCAAUUAGUUUUAGCAAAGAAGAUUCAAUUUUACGAUUCCUCGAAUCUGAAAGAUUGUACCUUAAACAAUUAGUACAAUUAAUUAGUUUUGAUCUAAACGAUUUCGACUCAGAAUCAUAUCUAUCAGUAGUUCAAGGGGAAACUCCGGAUUCUUGGUUAACUCAAUGGUCAACGGGACCGAAUGAGGUCGAAGAAUUUAUCAAAGGAUUGGUCAAUAUUAGUAGAUCAUUGACUAAUUAUUCACAUGGAAAUUCAAAUAAAGAUACAUUAGCCUUUGACCUUGGUUCUUUUAUGCAUCCAAUGGCUUUUAUCAAUUCAGUUCAACAAAAAGCAUCACGAUUCUUGGGAUCAACUAUUGAUGAGAUUGAAACUUUCUGUUCAUGGUCUGAGUAUCCAUCUAAUCAGCUGAAAAUUGGUCAAUCAUUUAGCUUAAUCAUCGAGGGAUUAUUAUUGGAAGGAGCUUUGUUUGAUUCUGGUUAUUUAAGAGAUUGUAAUAUCAAUUCUGAUCUUCGAGCUCGAUUACCUCAACUGAGGCUUCAUUUUGUUCCUAAGAAAUCAAAGUUUAACUAUGAUUACGAAUAUGUAUCUUUACCUGUUUAUGGAUCAAAAUCGAGAGAAUUACUAAUUACCUGGUUCGAUAUUCCCUGUAAGGCAAAUACUCAAGACGAUUGGAUUACUAGAGGAACCGCAAUUCUGAUCAACAACCAUUUAGAUGAUUCAAAAGAACUUUUAAUUGUUAAUUGUUCUAAAAUGAAUAUAAGGAUAUCCAGUGGCAGAAUUAAACAGGGCGAUUACACUAAACAGGUUUACACUUGGAUUAAAUUCGGACAAUAUAAAGAAGCAAUUAGUUUCUUGAGUGAACAAUCAUUGAUUAAUCACAAUUCUCGUGAAGCUUUGUCUCUUCUUGGUUAUUGUUUCUACAUGAUUCAGGAUUUCACCAAUGCUGCUUUAACAUAUGAAACCUUGAGUUCCCUUUAUCCAGAAAAUGACAAUUAUAAGCUUAAUUAUGCUCGCUCAUUGUAUCAAUUGUGCAACUUUGAUGAAGCCCUUAGGGUCACCUUAACAAUAGACAAUCGUAGUACGAUGAUUGAGAAAGGACAAUUGGUUAAAUUACAAUCGGUAAUAAAGUAUGGGCAAGAUGAUUUAACUGCAGCUCGAUCACUUAUUGACCAAUUGACAGCCGAUGAUCCUGAUCGUGAGGUGAAUCAAGGGUGCGUCUUGUACAAAGAAUCUCGUUACGAAGAGGCUUUGGCUAAAUUUCUUAAUGGACUAACCAUCGAAGGCUAUAAGCCCGAUCUAUCUUACAACGUGGCCUUAUGCUACUAUCAACUUAAACAGUACCAACAAUCGAUGAGAUUUAUUGGUGAUAUAAUUGAAAGAGGAAUUCGAGACCAUCCAGAAUUAAGCGUUGGAAUGACCACCGAAGGGAUUGAGGUUCGAUCAGUUGGUAAUACGAUUACUCUCCACGAAACCGCGCUGGUUGAAGCGUUUAACCUUAAGGCGGCAAUUGAAUAUCAGAAUAAAAAUAUGGCCGCUGCUCAAGAGGCUCUAACCGAUAUGCCACCACGUUCAGAGGAGGAACUUGAUGCUGUCACUCUUCACAAUUUAGCACUUAUGUCAAUCGACACCGAUCCAGCGGAGGGAUUUGAGAAGCUACAAUUUCUGAUCCAACAGAAUCCAUUUCCUCAGGAAACUUUCGCUAACCUUUUACUCCUUUACUGUAAAUAUGAGUACUACGAUCUAGCGGCCGAUGUGAUGGCCGAAAACGCUCAUUUCACCUACAAGUAUCUAACUCCAUAUUUGUACGAGUUUCUCGACGCUCUUAUAACCCAACAAACCUCGCCCGAAGAGGCUUAUCGGAAGUUUGAUGAGAUGUCAGCUAAACAUUGUGAUCUGUUGAGGAAAUUGUCCAAACAAAUACAAGAGGCUCGAAAUAACUCAACCCCCGAUGAGAAUGUCACCAAAAAGCUUACCUAUGAAUACGACAAAGCGCUGGAAAGCUUCAUGCCCAUUCUAAUGGCUCAAGCACGAAUCUAUUGGGACAUGGAAGCUUAUUCUCAGGUCGAAAAAGUUUUCCGUAAAUCGGUUGAGUUUUGUGCCGAUAAUGAUACUUGGAAAUUAAAUGUAGCCCAUGUACUUUUCAUGCAAGAAAAUAAGUUCAAAGAAGCGACUGGAUUUUAUGAGCCUUUGGUGAAAAAAAAUUACGAUAACAUUUUGAACGUUAGUGCGAUAGUUUUGGCCAAUUUGUGCGUCUCAUACAUCAUGACGGGCCAGAACGAAAACGCCGAAGAACUGAUGAGGAAAAUUGAAAAAGAAGAGGAGCAAUUAUCUUACUCAGAACCAGAGAGGAAAAUUUUCCACCUUUGUAUCGUCAAUCUCGUCAUUGGUACUUUAUAUUGUGCCAAAGGAAACUACGAGUUUGGCAUUUCCCGUGUCAUCAAAAGCCUCGAACCUUUCAACAAAAAACUCGGCACCGAUACUUGGUUUUAUGCGAAACGAUGUUUCCUUUCAAUGCUGGAAAACAUGGCCAAGCAAAUAAUCGUCAUGAAAGAUUCAAUUCUUCAAGAGUGUUUAACUUUCCUAACCAAUACCGAAGAGCACGGAACCACAAUCAAGGCCAUAAUUGAACCACCGCUCGAACUGGAAACGCUUCACCCAGGCAAAAAUACCGUUACUUAUGAAUCGCGUUUACUAAAAUCGCUGUUACUUCAAAUCAUGUAAAUACAACCAAUAGAAUCAAUAAAUUAA
Molecule: messenger RNA, 10478 nt
Organism: Panonychus citri (citrus red mite)
Lineage: Eukaryota; Metazoa; Arthropoda; Arachnida; Trombidiformes; Tetranychidae
Product: cytoplasmic dynein 2 heavy chain 1-like
Exons: 5
Biological process (GO): microtubule-based movement
Cellular component (GO): dynein complex
Molecular function (GO): ATP hydrolysis activity; dynein light intermediate chain binding; ATP binding
Source: RefSeq, a predicted model, not a curated record